UUGCUUUAUUCAAACGGCACGUGUUGAUACUAUUUCGUUUGGUGGGGUAAACUUCUUUAAACUUUUCAAGAAAUGGCUGAAGAAGGACCACCCGAGGCGAGCAUAGACUUCGUUCCCGCCCUCUGCUUUGUGCCGCGCGGCGUGGCCAAGGACAAGCCGGACAAGAUUGUGCUAACGCAAGCGGAGCUGGCCAGAAUUAUCGGCGCUACGCAGCAGGAACUGGACGAGGAAAGCGACGACGAUGAGGCGGAGGAAGGAGGAGAGGAUGGUGAAGGCAUGGAUGUGGACGACAAUGAGGAUGCGAAUAGUGAGAACCGCAAUCCCCAGGACGAAUUCCACUUCCAGGAUUACGACAACGAGGAGAAUGCCACAGUCACCAGUUUAGCCAAUAUCGUAGACGCUGGUGAACAGGUGCCCGACGAAGACGAGGACUCCGAGGCUGAGGAUGAGGUUAUCAAGCCUAGUGACAACCUGAUCCUGGUAGGUCACGUCCAGGACGACGCCGCCUCCAUGGAGGUGUGGGUGUUCAACCAGGAGGAGGAGGCCCUCUACACGCACCAUGACUUUUUGCUGCCCAGCUUUCCGCUCUGUAUCGAAUGGAUGAACCAUGACGCUGGCAGCGACAAGGUGGGCAACAUGUGCGCCAUCGGGUGCAUGGAUCCUAUUAUCACCAUCUGGGACCUGGAUAUCCAGGACUCCAUUGAGCCCACCUUCAAGUUAGGCUCCAAGGGCAGUCGCAAGCAGCAAAAGGAGCAGUACGGGCACAAGGACGCAGUGUUGGAUCUUUCGUGGAACCGCAACUUCGAACACAUUCUGGCCAGUGGCUCCGUGGACCAAACUCUCAUCCUGUGGGACAUGGACGAGGGCCAGCCGCACACUACUAUUACUGCCUUCGGCGAGAAGGUGCAGUCCCUGGAGUUCCACCCCACGGAUGCGCAGAGCAUCCUUACCGGCUGUGCCGAUGGGUAUGUCAGGCUCUUCGAUUGCCGCGACGCUGAUGCUGUGAACUCCUCAAGCAUCCAGUGGAAGGUUCCCGGCGAAGUGGAGAAGAUCCUGUGGCAUCCUACGCAGAGUGACUACUUCAUCGUGGGAACCAACGAUGGCAGUCUACACUACGCUGACAAACGGAAGCCCGACGAGCUGCUGUGGUCCGUGAAAGCCCACAACGAGGAGAUCUCCGGAGUGUGCUUUAACAGCCAGAUGCCCAACCUGCUGACUUCCACCUCCACGGAAGGCACUCUCAAGGUUUGGAACUUCAACAGCACAGAGGCCAAGCACGUCUACGAGCACGAGUUCAAUAUGGGACGCCUACAGUGCAUGCGCCAGUGCCCGGAGGAUCCCUACACUCUGGCCUUUGGCGGGGAGAAACCGCCCCGCUGCGCUAUCUUCAACAUCAAGAACUCGGUGGCCGUGCGCCGGACCUUUGGCAUCGCUGAUGCGGAGUAGACAAUAUAUAUUAUGAGAAGCGUAUUCUACGAUGUAUAUGCUAUGUGCUUUUAAAUAAACGAUUUAUCUAUAAGGAAACAAA
Messenger RNA from Drosophila serrata, 1528 nucleotides. RefSeq names its product PWP1 homolog no child left behind (gene nclb). Gene Ontology annotation, molecular function: protein binding. The record is from RefSeq and is a predicted model, not a curated record. NCBI's taxonomy places the organism in Eukaryota, Metazoa, Arthropoda, Insecta, Diptera, Drosophilidae. Gene Ontology annotation, biological process: rRNA processing. Gene Ontology annotation, cellular component: nucleus.